AUGCCUGCAGGUGAAACAAAUCUCCGCGUCGCCUCCCCCACAGUGCUUAACAGCACUGAAGCGGCGCCUUUCUCCACACCAGGCGGAGCAGGGAAUCCGUGCCCGGGAAGCCUCUGUAGCCGUAGAGCGCAGGGUUUCGUAGAGAUUCGUCUUUUUAAAGGUUUUGGAGUGGUUCUUGCAAGCCUAGUGGGGGCGUUCUUGGUGAUGAAGUGCAGUCGAGCUCUUUCUGAGACCGAGACUUCUCCUGCUGCCCAAAGAGCCCUCGCAAACGAGCGACACUGGUACCCUGUGGGAAUGUGUGGUUUACUCGGUGCUGACGACAGCUCAACUUCUGAAAAGGUGGAAGGCGGCGGCGUAGAGACAAAAGCACCGUUGGGUCUUGCAGGCCGCACUUUGGGCCCUUUUCCAGUGGCCACGGCUCCACAAAGUUUCACAGUGCAGGCAUUACAGGCUCCUGCACCGCCUCCUGGAAUCUCACUGGGAGCUGUAUCCAUUUCUCAGGUAGGAAGCGCCUCAACUGCGGAGGAACAACCGCAUAUCCCUUUCACAUUCCCCUCGGAGGAGGCACCCUGGUUCAUAGCAGGACCGGUCCGUGACGAAGGUCUUAGUGGGCCGUUCUACGGUGUUCCGGUCGGCGAACCUAUUCCAGGGCCCUCCCAGACUGGCUCAUAUCAAGGUGCUCCGGGACACACGCCGCCGCUUUUAUUCGAUCAACUGAGUGGAGUUGGUGGACAGUUCGUGAGAACGUCGGUGCUUACGUCAGGACAGCAAAGCCAGAUUGUUCAGCCAGCUCAUGUUGACGCGAGCGGCGAGCUUCUUCCCCCAAAGAAGCUCGCGAAGACAGCAGAGCACUUUGGAAGCAGCAGUCAGCUGCCUUGCAUCCCCUAA
Messenger RNA from Eimeria tenella, 888 nucleotides. RefSeq lists its product as uncharacterized. The transcript has 2 exons. The record is from RefSeq and is a predicted model, not a curated record. NCBI's taxonomy places the organism in Eukaryota, Apicomplexa, Conoidasida, Eucoccidiorida, Eimeriidae. Bases 1 to 888 code for a protein of 295 amino acids.